GCGGAUGUUGUUGUUUUAGCUUCGCGCUGGAGGAGAAACAUGCUGUAGCUUCAGACACAUCUGGAUGUUUUAAAGUAAUGGACUGAUUUAAUACUCGUGUUCAAGAUGGCGAGAGACAGGAAGUGCAUCCUGUGCGAAACGGUCCACGUCUCCAAGCAGGAGAUGGAUGAACACAUGAGGAGCAUGCUGCACCACCGAGAGCUGGAGAAGCUCAAAGGAAGGGACUGCGGACACGAGUGCAGAGUGUGUAAGGUGACGGUGGCGAGCCUGACGGAUUACGCCGGACACAUCUCUAGUCCCAAACACAAGCAGAACGUGGAGGCCGCCGAGCUGAAGCAUGCUGGGAACGACCGCGACGAGGUGUACUUCGACCGGGCGUUUGUGGACCUCAUCGAGAAGAGGAAGGAACAGAUCAGGAAAGAAAAAGAGGCCACUUCUGCAAAGCUUGCAAAAGAAGAAGCGGACCGCCGGAGAAAGGAGGAGAUGAGGCAGAAACUAAAAGAAACUAAGGAACGCUACCGGCUGGAGAUCGUCCGGAAGCAGCAACAACAACAACAGGCUCAAGCCUCCAGAGGAUCCAUUCACAACCGGACCUGGUACCGGGGGAACCACUUUGAAGGGGAGGCACCGCCCUGCCAGCACAGCCAGCAGCCGGGGAAGAGCGCCACCUGGCACGCUCAGGAGCCGCCCAACCUGCAGAAGUGGGCGUCAGCGGAGUUUACUGGAGGAAGUUUACACAACCAGGGCAGCCGGCAGUGGGAUCAGAAUGGAUUCUCUCAGCAGAGCCGCCAUCCGUGGCUGAGCAGCGGAGGCAGCAGCAACGGCAUCUACGGGAGGAAUAACAUCGCCCAGUGCCCACCGCCAAAAAGCCGACCGCUGAGCUUCCUCGGGUCUGUUCCCAUGUAUCCACCUCCACCCAUUUUGUUUUCCCGCCCUCUUAACCAGUUUCAGAGUAAAGUGAAUGAUCAGCAGGCGGAGGUAGUUCAGAACGGGGAGGUGAAAACACCAGAACCGGAACACAGCAGCGGGAAAAGCUCUAAAACCUGUGGGAGCAAUCCGAAGCUGGACAAAGCGUGUCGCUGGACUCCCUAUCCCUGCACUAAGGGGUUUGAAUCUGCACCCCAUAAGGAGACAAACCCAACAGAGAAGCACCCAACAGAGAAGCACCCAACAGAGAAGCACCCAACAGAGAAGCACCCAACAGAGAAGCACCCAACAGAGAAGCACCCAACAGAGAAGCACCCCACAGAGAAGCACCCCACACCCCAGAAACAAGAGAAGCCACAAGAGGCCACGUCUCGGCCUGAAGAGAAGCAGAGCGUGGAAGAUAAAAGAAAGCAUAAAACAAUCCCCAAAACCAAACCCAGAGACCGGAGCAGCAGCAGCGGGAGCAGAAGCAGCAGCAGCACGCAGAAAGACGCCAAACAGGACGCCACUCCUGGAGCUUCAAAUCAGAAAGCUAGUAAGCCAUCGCUGCAAAAAGACCGGAAGUCGACAUCAGAUCCUGGUCCAGCGCAACUCGCCUCAAAUCAGCUGAAGGCACAAUCCAAAUCAGCCGGAUUGAGCUCCCAGGCUCCGGCUGUCGGGCCGCUUCAGUCGAGGCAGAUUCCAGAAGCUUUAAAGAAAGCCCGACAGAGCGUGUUGGAGAAGAAGAGCUCCUUGGAGAGGAACAACAGGAUGGAGAUGAAGCUGCACAUCGUGGAGGAUCAGCAGAGGGAUCCGAGUCAGAUCGGAGUGAAUAAAGAGAACAGGCAGAAUGCAGCUAAACCCAAGCUGCCGGAUUUAGUGAGAGCAGAAAAGCCUGCGUCACAAUCUCCAGACGGCAGCCAGUUCCUCCAGUCUUUACAAGUGAGCACCUCAACUCUGGAGAGCUCCGAUCCUGCAGCAUUGAACCAGGAGAACACGGAGAAGGAAACAUCCGCAGCGGCCUCAGAUGAAGCCACGCAGGCAGCAGAGUUCGGCCAGAGUUCAGAGAGCGACGCCUCCAGAAGUGGUGACGCUCAAACGGCGUCCGGUCUCUCCAAACUGGACCUGCCUCCCGUCCUGAAGCGAGACCUGACCAAACACAUCAGCACCAAAAGCAAACCGGGCGCCCGCGAGCCCAACCUGAACAUCGCCCGGCGGGUCAGGAACCUGAGCGAGUCCCGGAGGAGCGACUCGGAGAAAGACUCUGGACUCAAACCCACGGUGAGGCAACUCAUCAGCUCCUCCGGGUCCCGGCGCAACGUCAACUGGGAGCAGGUGUACCAGGAGGUCCGGAAGAAGCAGGACAAAGGGAAAGGCAUGCCGAGGUUUGGGAUCGAGAUGGUGCCGAUGGAGCAGGAGGACCAGAGCCAGGAGGAAGGAGACAUUCCCCUGAUCGAGGGUUUCCAGUGGGAGUCUUUAAUGGACGCCCCCGCCUCCAGAAAGCGCUCGUUAUCAGAGAGCAGCAUCGUCCCCGCAUCCACCCACUCCCUGUUCACAUCCUUCAUCAAAAAGGAGGAGCCGGAACAAAGAGAAGCCGAGGUCACUUCUCCAAAUCCUGCGUCCGCCAAAGGGAACAAAGGAGAGGAGGAGCAGGUGGAGGUGGAGCAGAUGCUGGGUCAGAGCGAGGAGAAAGCUCAGAAGCAGCCGGAGAAGUUGACCUCGGCCACAGUGAGGGCGCUGCAGAGGUCCGACUCUGUGCUCGGAGACAGCAGCUCGAUGGAGGAGCUCUACGACGGACAGGGAACCGGGAAGAGACGGAGAGCAGCCGGGGACGUCCCGAGUGCAGAGACGUCUUGUUUGGAACACAAUAGCAAAAGGAGGAAAGUCAAAUCCAAAAAAGAGCGUCUGCAGAUCGACCAGCUGCUGGCUGUCUCUCUGCGUGAGGAGGAGCUGUCUCACUCGCUGCAAACGGUCGACUCCAGUCUGAUCCAAGCUCGAGCUGCUCUGGAGGCGGCGUACCUGGAGGUGCAGCGGCUGAUGGUGGUCAAACAGCAGAUGAGUGGAGAGAUGAGCACUCUGAGAAACAAACGCAUCGAGUUACUCAAAGGGAUGCAAGGUAGCUUAGAGGAAGCCCCUAUGGUGAAGCUAAAAGACGAAAGGCUGGGUUCGGUAGAAGCUUAUCCACAGAUUCUCCCUUCCUCCCUCCCUUCCUCCCUCCUCCCUUCCUCCCUCAGCCCAGAUCCUCCUGCAGACCUCCCCUCUCUCCCCUCCCCCCCCUCCUCCAGCCUCACCUUCACACCGCUCAUCGUCAAACAGGAGCCAAAGUCUCCGAUCCACGUCAGCUCGGAGACAGACCACGUGGAGAAUAAAACCUCCUUCGCUCACAGCACCACUCCUGAGCUGCGUGCACCCCCCCCUCCUGCAGCCUCAUCACCAGAUCACACCCCUAACUUCCAGCUGUCCCCUGAGCGUUACUCGACGAACACAGACCAGAACUGGGAGAUCUUCAACGACCCUGCAGACUCUAAAGAGAGCUUAUCAGAGCUGGCGGAGACGAUGGAGCGAGCCACACAGGCAACGAGAAGCUGCCUCGACUCCAAAGCUUCCAUCAAGCUGCUCUCCGUCAGCAGGCGGAGCUCAGAGGUCGGCAGCGUCGCUGAUUCUGCAGCUUCUUCACACACCUUCGAACCUCCCUCAGCUGUUCAUCUGCCCACCUCUCCUCCUGAGCUGAGGAGCGGGAAGCGGGUGAGGAAGCUGAAGAAGAGGAAGGUGUUGAAGAAGGCCGGGGGCACGGAGCAGGCGGAGAGCAGCGACACGGAGCUGGACGGAGAAACGAUGAAACCUCGAUGGCUCCGACCCAGAAGGAGAACCAGCGGAGGAUCUCCUGUCAGCACCUCAACGCCUCCUUCAGAGGAGAGAGACGUGAACAUGGAGGCCGUUAAAGGGAAGAAGGAAGACUCCGAGACACACAAGUACAAGGUGGCGAUUCCCCCUGCUGAGGAGGAGGAGAUGGAGGUGACUGAAGCCUGUCUGCAGCCCCACAUCGCCUGCAACGAGGUCACCUCAACCAGCGACAUGGACGUGUGCAGAUCCUCCGAGAGUGACAUGCCGUUUCCCAUCUUAACGCCCAAGAUGUCGUUGAUCUUCUCAGAUGCGUCCUCGGACCACGGUGAGGAUGAUUCGCCCACUGAAGGUGCAUUCGAGGGCCAUCAGGAAGCUGUGAACGCGGUGCAGAUCUUCGAAGGGCUGCUGUACACCUGCUCCGGAGACCGCACCGUCAGAGCCUUCAACCUCAGGAGUCGUAAGUGUGUGGGAGUGUUUGAGGGUCACAGCUCCAAGGUGAGCUGCCUGCUGGUCUCUGCAGCUCCGACCCUCUACCGUCGCCUCUACUCCGGGUCCAGUGACCAGACCAUCUGCUGCUACAACCUGAAGACGCGGGAGUUGGAGCAGCAGUUCCCUCUCUCAGACCGAGUCCUCUGCCUCCACAGUCGAUGGAAAACGCUGUACGCCGGUCUGGCAAACGGCACCGUGGUGACCUUUAAGCUCAAGACCAAUAAGCAGAUGGAUGUGUUUGAGUGCCACGGUCCUCGGGGGGUGAGCUGCAUGGCCUCCUCUCAGGAAGGAGCGAGGAGGAUCCUAUUGGUCGGAUCCUACGACAACACCAUCAGCGUGAGGGACGCUAAGAGCGGCCUCCUGCUGAGAACUCUGGAGGGCCACACCAAGACCGUGCUCUGCAUGAAGGUGGUGAAUGAUCUGGUGUUCAGUGGAUCCAGUGAUCAGUGUGUCUACGCUCACAACAUCCAUACUGGAGAGCUGGUGCGGGUGUAUAAGGGUCACAGUCACGCUGUUACCGUGGUGUCCGUCCUCGGGAAGGUGAUGGUGACCGCCUGUCUGGACAAACUGGUCCGAGUCUACGAUCUGCAGUCUCACGAGCAGCUGCAGGUUUACGGAGGACACAAGGACAUGGUGAUGUGUAUGUCUAUCCACAAGAACAUGAUCUACACAGGUUGUUACGAUGGCAGCGUGCAGGCGGUGAAGCUGAACCUGAUGCAGAACUACCGCUGCGGGUGGCACGGCUGCUCCCUGGUGUUCGGGCUGAUGGAGCACCUUCAGCAGCACCUGAUCAGCGACCACAGCUCCUCUUCCUCUCAGAGCCUGAAGUGCCGCUGGAAGAAAUGUGACGAGUUUUUCUGCGCCCGCACCAGCUCCAAGCAGGUGUUGCAGCUCCACAUGCAGAAACACGCCGAGGAGGAGACUGAAGUGGAGCCUUAAGUCCUGCCCUUUGUCCCGCCUCCCCCGCCUGUUAACCUCCCAUAUUGGGGGGGCACUCUCCUCUAACGACGACUCCAUCCUUUAUGUUCGGUGUUGGAAUCCAACCAUAAAACUAUCUGAGCGAGGGGCUGUUCCUGCCAGCAGUUCCUGUUCCACUGACCAAAUAUAAGACCCUUUUUUAAUUGAAGAAACUCCAGUGUGUUGCCGGUGUGUUUAAGGGGGGGGGGGUGUGUCGCGCUUUUAUGUUGAAACAGUUUGUCGACUUCUUCGUGGCAUGGGCUCAGAGAUGUUUUUAUUGUUGUAGUGAUUUGUCAUGUCGAGCAACGUUUAUUUUCUUUUUUCUCAAGUUGCCAUUUUUCACUUUUUAUGACAAGUGAUUAAAAGUUUUCACGUUUUUAGAAUUGUCUGUGUCCUUGACGGAGUGUCCUUGAAGUGACAAGAAUACCUUUUUUUUUCAGGGAAUAAUUUUGAACGUUUUGCUUGGGGUUUACGGAAGAGGUUGAGGGCGACAUGAAUAUAUUUUUUUGGGGGAUCUGAGAUUAAAGUUGGAAAGUCAGAAUUCCGAGAUUGCAGAAUGUUUUCUCAGAUUUCCGACUUUAGUCUAAAAAUGUUGACUUUUUUUCUCAGAAUGAUGGCUGUUUAAUUCAGACGUUAAUUUAAAAAUUCUGAUUUUAAUUUAAAAAUAUUCCGAUUUUAAUCUCAGAAUUCCGACUUUAUUCUAAGAAUUCUCAAACCAAAAACUAAAUUCUCCCGUGGCCCUGACCCUCGACCGUACGGAUUACUUUCCCUUUUUUUAGUUUUUAGUUUUGCUCGGUGAUAAAAGGCGUUGAGGGAUUUUGGUGCAGUGUUGUGUGAUUUGGCCUGAAGUUGCCAUUUGAAAAAUUUGCCGUGAAAACAGAGCCAAGACUGUGUGUGCGCGUGUGUGUGUGUGUGUGUGUGUGUUCCUACAUGUUUAAGUGCGGACAGAGUGUUUUUCCUUUGUCUGCAGAACCUGAGUGAGUGUUCUGAGUAUCGUUCUGUUUUUACGACCCAAUCUUUAUCUUUGAAGGAAUUUAUUUAAUAUAUUCGUAGCAUGGAGCAGGCGUGUUAUUUUCCACAGUGAAGAGAGUUUUCUAAUGAAGUGUGGAGGUGAAGGAAGUUUCGAGGAGGUGUUUGACGGAAAGAAUUAGGAUUCAUCUCCCAUGCCAUACUCACCCUAAAACUAAUUUUAACCCGUUUAAAAAAAGCCCAGCUGAUGCUCUUUUUGGUGUUCUCACAGCCGCCAUUUUCCAAACUCGCCUCGUUUUUUUUUGUUUAAUAUCCGAUAGAAAGCGUGCACUUCCCCUCUGACCCGGCAAUCCUGAGUUUCUUCAAGUUUUUCAGUUGUUAUUAAAGUUUUGAAGAGAUACUUUUUUAAGCAAGUGCAAUGUUAAUAAUAAUAAUUAUAAUAAUAAAAAAUUGUGCAACAUCAUAA
Trematomus bernacchii (emerald rockcod) is the source of this 6631-nucleotide messenger RNA. RefSeq names its product zinc finger protein 106a (gene znf106a). Gene Ontology annotation, molecular function: RNA binding; zinc ion binding; SH3 domain binding. NCBI's taxonomy places the organism in Eukaryota, Metazoa, Chordata, Actinopteri, Perciformes, Nototheniidae. The coding region runs from base 106 to 5178 and encodes 1690 amino acids. The transcript has 22 exons. The record is from RefSeq and is a predicted model, not a curated record. Gene Ontology annotation, cellular component: cytosol; membrane.